Messenger RNA from Dicentrarchus labrax (European seabass), 1285 nucleotides. RefSeq names its product gastrula zinc finger protein XlCGF49.1-like. The record is from RefSeq and is a predicted model, not a curated record. Gene Ontology annotation, biological process: regulation of transcription by RNA polymerase II. NCBI's taxonomy places the organism in Eukaryota, Metazoa, Chordata, Actinopteri, Moronidae. The transcript has a single exon. The coding region runs from base 83 to 706 and encodes 207 amino acids. Gene Ontology annotation, molecular function: DNA-binding transcription factor activity; RNA polymerase II cis-regulatory region sequence-specific DNA binding.
AUGAGAACUCACACUGGUGAGAAACCGUUCAGCUGCUCAGUGUGUGAUAAAAGCUUCAAUCAUAAGAGUGCUCUGCAGACACAUGAGAAGUCAUACUGGUGAGAAACCAUUCAGCUGCUCAGUUUGCGAUAAAAGCUUUGGAUAUAGGAGUACUCUGCAGUCACACAUGAGAACUCACACAGGUGAGAAACCAUUCAGCUGCUCAGUGUGUAGUAAAAGCUUUAGUGUUAAGACUAAUCUGCGGUUACACAUGAGAAUUCACACUGGUGAGAAACCGUUCAGCUGCUCAAUGUGUGAUAAAAGCUUUGGACAAAAGAGUCAUCUGCAGUUACACAUGAGAAGUCACACGGGUGAGAAACCAUUCAGCUGCUCAGUGUGUAGUAAAAGCUUUACUGUAAAGACUAAUCUGCGGUUACACAUGAGAAUUCACACUGGUGAGAAACCAUUCAGCUGCUCAGUGUGUGAUAAAAGCUUUGGACAUAAGAGUAAUCUGCAGUUGCACAUGAGAACUCACACAGGUGAGAAAACAUUCAGCUGCUCAGGGUGUCAUAAAAGCUUCCAUUUAAAGCGUAUUCUGCAGUUACACAUGAGAACUCACACUGGUGAGAAACCUUUCAGCUGCUCAGUAUGCCAACAAAACUUCGUUAAAAAGAGUACUCUAGAGGAGCACAUGACAACUCACACAUUCAGCUCAGUCUGCAGUUAAAGCUUCUGUAUUAAAAGUGCUAUGCAGAGACACAUGAGAACUCACACAAGAGAGCAGCAGGAAAUUAAGAAUCCUGUUCAGCUAUUACAGACUAGAAACUAGACAUCAGAGAUGCACUAUGACAUCAGAACAACAGUGUCUGGCGGCUAGGUCUGUAACUAUUCUGAAUCAGAGUGAGUGAUAACAAUGUGACAAUGGAAAACAACUUUCCCCUGCCCGGCUUACAGGAUCGCUGGCUAACAACUCAGCAAGGGUUUACUAAUUCCUCCAGGAACCACUACACCACUGAACAUAGUGGGCAUAAAUAGCUGCACACAGUUUAACUGUGUUCAUGACUAAGCACUGGACUGCUUAACUUUUGUAAAUGUAAUGUAUUGAUCUUGUUUUAUUAUUGUGAUUUUGUUAUGGUUUAUGUUAGGUUACUGUGUUACUCAUGUUCUACACUGCUAUGGUGAUUUUAGUUAAAUGUUAUGUUCCACACAGAAACAGUCUCUGUCCAACUACAUCACCUCGGCUUUAACUUGCCACUGUUCAUAUAAGAUCACCUCAGCCUUUAACACAACCACACACAGCAGAGAG